Messenger RNA from Emericellopsis cladophorae, 744 nucleotides. Its product is annotated as putative oxidoreductase-like protein. The coding region runs from base 1 to 744 and encodes 247 amino acids. The record is from RefSeq and is a predicted model, not a curated record. The transcript has 4 exons. Lineage: Eukaryota; Fungi; Ascomycota; Sordariomycetes; Hypocreales; Bionectriaceae.
AUGCCUUCCUACCUCAUCACGGGCGCAAGCCGCGGUCUUGGACUUGCCAUGCUGCAAGCGCUCGUCUCGCAGCCUGCAACCCAGGUCACCAAGAUCUUCGCAGCGUACCGAACCAAGACCGAUGGCAUUACGCAGCUGUCCUCGUCCCACAACGGGAGGGUCAUUCCCGUCAGGAUGGAUGUCACCUCCCCGGACGAGAUCAGGGCUGCUGUGGCCCAAGUCGAGAAGGCGCUGGAAGGCCAGCCUCUGGACGUCCUGAUCAACAAUGCAGGCGCGGCGCCUACCACACCCGGGGGUAUUGUGAACAUGAAUGAUUUGACUGCCACUUUGGAUCUCAAUGUCGUGGGCGUGCAGAGGGUGACGCAAAGCUUCAUGCCGUUCCUGGAGAAGAGCGCCGUGAAGAAGAUUAUUAACAUUUCAUCCACGGUGGGCUGCUUCGCGUACCAAGAGUACUUGGCGCAGGUCAAUACCCCAGCGUACAAAGUGAGCAAGGCCGCUCUCAACAUGUUGACCCUGCUAUGGGCCCAAGAAUAUGGUCCCAAAGGCUAUGUCAUUGCCGGCUUGUCGCCUGGUUACGUCAAGACGGAUCUCAGUGGCGACGCAGCCGACCUCGAGGUGUCUGAGGCUAUUCCCGCUAUCAUGGACGCCAUUGAGGGUAUCAGUCAGGGAAAAAAUGGGAGGCUGUUGGACAUCAAGUUGCCAGGAUGGGAGCCCAGGUAUCUCGGCGGGCCGCAGCCGUGGUAG